Rhipicephalus sanguineus (brown dog tick) is the source of this 3232-nucleotide messenger RNA. RefSeq names its product muscarinic acetylcholine receptor M1 (gene mAChR-A). The transcript is spliced from 3 exons. The coding region runs from base 137 to 2059 and encodes 640 amino acids. Gene Ontology annotation, molecular function: G protein-coupled acetylcholine receptor activity; G protein-coupled serotonin receptor activity. Lineage: Eukaryota; Metazoa; Arthropoda; Arachnida; Ixodida; Ixodidae. Gene Ontology annotation, cellular component: plasma membrane; dendrite; synapse. Gene Ontology annotation, biological process: chemical synaptic transmission; adenylate cyclase-inhibiting G protein-coupled acetylcholine receptor signaling pathway; G protein-coupled receptor signaling pathway, coupled to cyclic nucleotide second messenger. The record is from RefSeq and is a predicted model, not a curated record.
CAACGUAGUACAAGUGGUCGUGACUGCCGGCGGUGAACCUUCGUGAGCUGAGCUGGAUGAAAUGCCUUCUGUCGCGGCUAUAGCAGACAGGUGAACACUGCCGCGGGAUGAGGUGAACGGACGGGUCGCACUGAGCAUGGGUCUUUUGGAAGCCGCACUCAACGCCUCUGUACUGCUCGCUGCCACCGAGGCCGGAGGCAGCGGUGGUCUGAACGGCGCGUUCGACGACGGCUCCGGAGGCACAAGUACCAUAUCCGGAACCGGAAACGCCACAAACGACAGCGUGGCCUCUGAUAGUAGCGGCCACUCGGCGCCCUACUCGCUUCCCGAGGUGAUACUGAUAGCCUUCCUAGCCGCUCUGUUGAGCGCGGUGACCAUCAUCGGAAACCUGAUGGUCAUGAUCUCGUUCAAGCUAGACAAGCAGCUACAGACCAUCAGCAACUACUUCCUGCUCAGCCUGGCCAUUGCGGACUUCUCCAUCGGGGUCAUAUCGAUGCCCCUGUUCACCAUGUACACUCUGUACGACCACUGGCCCCUGGGUCCCUUCAUAUGCGACACGUGGCUCGCGUUCGACUACCUGACCAGCAACGCGUCGGUGCUUAACCUGCUAAUCAUCAGCUUCGACCGGUACUUCUCGGUGACCCGGCCACUGACAUACCGGGCCCGGAGAACCACCAAGAGAGCGGCCAUCAUGAUCGCCAGCGCCUGGGUCAUAUCCCUGGUACUCUGGCCGCCAUGGAUCUACUCGUGGCCCUACAUUGAGGGUCAGCGCAGCGUCCCGCUGGACCGCUGCUACAUCCAGUUCUUGGAGACCAACAUAUACGUGACCUUCGGGACGGCCCUGGCAGCCUUCUACGUGCCGGUGACGGUCAUGUGCAUUCUGUAUUGGCGCAUCUGGCGUGAGACAGAGAAGCGCCAGAGGGACUUGACCCAACUCCAGGCGGGCCGUAAGGAGACCGGCGGCAGCCGGAAGUCGACGUCCAGCGACGACCCCGCCGAGUCGGAGGACUUCCGCCGCGGCCGCAGCGACUCCUGCCCGCCGGACGUGGAAACCACGUACGUGCCCACUUCGCUGUGCGUCGAGACUUCCAAGUACCUGCCUCCGGCUGCGCCCAAGAGGCGCCGACUUCGCGACGUGCUCCUCUCCUGGUGUCGCAUCGACAACGACAAGGAGGACGACGACAGCACCAGCCAUGGAGGUUCGCCCGGCACCCAGACUCCGGCGUCCAUAGAGACGCCCGUGCAGUCGGCCUCGAUGACCUUCCGGGCGGACCAGUUGGUCCAGUUGAACCCGGCUGGACGUACUGGAACGGGAACUGGCAGCGCCAUCUCCAGCAUAGGAGGCGGCGGUGGCGGCGCCGGUGGCGUCAGUAUUCCCAUGACCGAUCGCAACGGCCUCCGACGCAACGAGAAGACCGGUGCGACGGCAGCGGCCACGUCGGCGUCCCGCUCCUACUCGUCCGAUUCGGUGUACACCAUACUGAUCCGACUGCCGACGCAGCCGUCGCUAGAAGGCGAGACAUCACAGGCUUCCAUCAAGAUGAUCCUGGAAGAGGACGCCGAAAAGCACGAGGCCGCCGGCGGCGCGGCGUCUUCCGGUGCGGCCGCGGCGUUCGCACGGACGUCGUCCGAGGACUCGACGGUGGCCAUGAGGACCGGGGACUCCGGGUUGGAGACCAUCCGAAUACCGCUGAACACCAAACUAGUGCACCGCCAGGUGGUCGCCAAGCAGCGGGCGGCACCCAAGAAGAAGCGGAAGCAGCAGGAACGCAAGCAGGAGAAAAAGGCCGCCAAGACGCUGAGCGCCAUUCUGCUGGCCUUCAUCGUCACCUGGACGCCAUACAACGUGCUGGUGCUCAUCAAAACCGUCUCGUCGUGUGACGACUGCAUACCGACGGGUCUGUGGAACUUCGUCUACUAUCUGUGCUACAUCAACAGCACGGUGAACCCGCUGUGCUACGCGCUGUGCAAUGCGAACUUCCGCCGGACAUACAUGCGCAUCCUGUCGUGCAAGUGGCACAACAAGCAGCGGUCCAUGAACCGCGGCUACUUCACCUGAAGCGGCCCACCGGGAUCUAGUGGCGCUCCUCUCUGAAGACCACGGCUUUGUCGCCUUGAAGAGAACGUUACCUUCUCCCAUUCUCUCUUAUCUGUCGGAAACCUCGAGCAGUAACGAAGCUCCCAGCGGAGCCGAGGUCGUAUGAACGUCCUGUAUUUGCGAUUCGAGUACGCCUUUUUGUGACAGGCAUGUUGAAGUUUAAGGCUACAGACCUUGCUCUCGCAGAAGAGGCGCCGUCUGUUGCACUUAGCCUUUACCGUAGAAAGUCGAGGAAUCUCGAAGGAGCCGAACACAACCGGGGCCGAGAAUACGAGAAAGCUCGAGUGACAAAUCUUUUGCGCAAGUGGGCUUCCGCGACGUCGUGAAAGAGUGCGCUUACGUGUGCGGCGUAACACUAUGCACUUAGUGGCACCUUUCUGCACGGCGCUUGACCAGCUUCUUAUUGCGGGAAGAGCGGCCGCUGCUGCGGUGGGUGGGUGACCACUCUUCGGUGUGUUCGACUACGGUGAUCAUUAUUUGAGGAUGACUACCUGCAGUGCGCUCAAGUGCUCCCAGUCUAGCAGAGUGAUGAGAUGGAUUUUGUCGAAUGGUGAGGCGCGAUCCAGCGUCAUGACUUUAGGUACAGCUUUGCAAGUUGUACGCGCCUCUGGAUUGCGGUGUCCUAUCUGUGCCAAACCUGUCCUUCCAAAUGUUUAUACAAAUAUGUUAGUCUGAUGUAAAAGAGAAAGUGCAAUUCAAAGCGCGAAAUGAUACAGCUCACUGGUUUUUCUACGAUAGCGAGACAGUAAGUUGUAAACUGUAGAAUCUUCUUGAAAUCUUUAUGUAGGAGGUUCCUUUAGUGCCAAAUAUUGAGGCUGCCUCGGGGUGCUAUGUCAAGAGAAGGCGAUGGUGAGGAUGGUAAUGGAGGUGUUGCAACAGGCAGGGUUAUCCUGGCAUACAAAGCCGGCAAUUGUACAGCCCGAAAGCCUCACGUGUUGAUAGUAUGGUUGUGUCAUCAGCGGUUGAUCAGUCCCGUGUCUCGCAGCCAUCUAUAGAAAAUCUUGUCUAAAUGUAUUCAGUAAAUGUGGCAAUUUCUAAUGGUGGAUUAAAGAGAAUAAUUCUAUAAUUCAAAGUGCGUAUACACCAAGUCGACACUCUAAUUAAAAAAAAGUGUAGAAACCAAACGCGAGCAUU